AUGAAUGACGCCAGACUAACGAAUGACAGUUCUUUCUUCUUUAGAAUGAAUGACCUGAAGCCCGAUCAUGAGCUGACUCCAGGUGUGGCCUUCAUUGCCAUUUUGCUGCAUGAUAAGACGGCUUUGGGCCCCUUCGAUCAGCAAGAUGCUCUUUGGAUUAAGUGUCCUAAAGAGAAGGAAGUCUCGUCCCUGCUGAAAGCCUACAAGAAGCGGCUUCCAGAGGCGGGCGAAAUCGUCCUUCGCCACGACUUUGCAGUAGUCCACGAAAAGACCAAAAUCAGCACUCUUGCUACCCGUCCUCCCAAUGACUUCGUCGCUCUUGAAGCUAUUCGGCUACAAGAUUUAGACAAAGACAAGGCGAAGACAAUGAUGACGCCAUCACGCUCGCCGCUCACUGAAGUCACAAACACUGCCAAUCAAUCCGGCAGCAAGGCUGCGGCUACCAUUCAGAGCACCGAGGAUCUCAAAAUCAAGCAGUAUACGCCACCUACCCGCGCUCUGAGUGGCCAUCCACAGAACGUUCCUGACGCGCAGCAUGUACAGUCGCCGACUCAUUCAAAUCAGUCAGAUCAAAUCGGCUGGGAAGACUUCCUGUUUGAGCGCCUCGAACUCCAGAGACAGCUCGGAACCCUCAAUCCUCUUAAGGAUGACGAAGCAAUCAAGCACGAAUGGCUAGGGUUACAGCCGGGUCAGAAGAGUUUCUUCAUCCAGAGAGGAGCCAAAGUAACAGCUACCGAACGACCAGAGCCCGUCUUAGUCCGCCGUGUUCAGCACGGAACCUUCUGGUGCUUCUACUACGAGCGGUAUUUUGCGUUUCAGAGAGGUAGUGUAGACCCUCAUCGCGAUUUUGUGUCUCAAAUACAUCACUCCGAGAUCUGCACGCAUCUCUGGACCAGAAUGGGCAGCACGGAGAAAGCCCGGUAUACGAACAUAGUUAUGAACCAUGUCCAGGCAGCAGUGCACAGAGGUAUCGUGGAUAGCAUGCCAGGUCCCGUCAGCAACGCCCAAACUUUUCCGCAUAAUGGAGACACUACGCCUGGCUUCAAGCGAGAGCCAACGCCUUCGCCGGAACCCGAGGACAGCACGAUUGCUAGUUUCGACGGCUUAGCAGAAACGAAAGAUUUCCAUGUCGACCUUGAGGAUGCUGUGAAUUCUCAGAACGAAGCACCAGUCCGCCUCAGCAUGUCUGAACUCUUCGAUCAUCGCACACCGGAGCAGCUGGAAAGAGGGGUUGAGAGAGGUGUCGAACUGCUCAGCGACAUUCAUCGAACUUUGCAGGAACAGCCUAGUGAAGAAGCUGGCCAGUGGAUUCAAGCUCUGGAGAAGGUGCAAAAACAAGCAGCGCGGUCAAGGACUGUGAUUGGGGUGGUCGGUGCCACCGGUGCAGGAAAGAGCUCGGUCAUCAAUGCUAUGCUGGACGAGGAACGUCUGGUGCCCACCAAUUGUAUGCGAGCGUGUACCGCAGUCGUCACCGAGAUCAGCUACAAUUAUGAUGAUGCUGCGCCGUACAGAGCUGAAGUUGAAUUCAUCUCCCGCGAUGACUGGCUCAAGAUGCUCAAGGUAAUGUUUCAAGACUUACUCGACGGCAGCGGCCAAGUAUCUCGCGAGUGUACGAACGAAGAUUCAGAGAGUGGCAUUGCUUAUGCUCAAGUAAAGGCUGUGUACCCCAAGCUAACGAAGGAGGAGAUGGAGCAUGUCCCAAUUGACAGACUAAUGUCACACGAGAACGUGAAAUGCCUAGGUACCACUCGCAACCUAGAGGCAGACGACCCGUUGCUGUUCUACAAGAAAUUGCAGCAUUACGUCGACAGUAAAGAAAAAACAUCUGGCAAGAAGGAGGAUGGGGAGAAAGAGAAGAAAAAGCCUCGCGAGAUGGAAUUCUGGCCACUCAUUCGAAUGGUCAGACUAUAUGUCAAGGCUCCCGCCUUAGCCACGGGUGCCGUCAUUGUCGACCUUCCAGGUGUACAUGACAGUAACCAAGCCCGUGCUGCGGUAGCUCAAAGCUAUAUGAAACAAUGUACUGGACUGUGGAUCGUUGCGCCCAUCACAAGAGCUGUCGAUGACAAAUCUGCGAAGAACUUGCUCGGCGACAGCUUCAAACGACAGUUGAAAAUGGAUGGUGGUUACAAUUCCGUCACUUUCAUCUGUAGCAAGACGGACGACAUCUCCAUCACGGAAGCUCAGGAUUCCUUAGGACUUGAGGAAGAGCUUGGUCCGAUGUGGACAAAAUGGGAAGGACUCCGGAAGAAGAAGAAUGCUUUGAAGAAGCAGAUUGAGGAUCUCAAGGACACCAAGUCCGACAUCAACGCAGCCAUAGAAGCCGCCGAUGAGGAGGUCGAAGUCUGGGAGAAGUUGCAAGAAGACUGCAAUGCUGGCAAACCCGUCUACAAGCCCAAAGCAGCAUCUCAGAAGCGCAAACGUGUAGAGGUUUCUAUCCCGUCAAAGAAGAAACCCAAGUAUGCUGAGCCUGAUACGGACGACGAAUUCAAUGACGACGGCGAAAAUUCCGACAAUGAUGCAGCGUCCGACUAUGCCUCCUCCGAUACAAAUGAGGAUCGCGGGCCCCCCUUGACCGAUGACGAGAUCACAAGCAAAAUUGCAGAGCUGCGAGUGGCGAAGAAAGAAGGACGACGCGAGAAGCUCGGCAUUGACGAGCAGAUGAAGGACCUUCGCCGGGAGAUCGAGCAAAUCGACAAAGAAAAUGAGUCGAUCGAUGCCGAGCUUUCAGCCAAAUGCAUCUCUGGCCGCAACGAAUUUCUCAACAGCCUCUUUCAGCUUCUCAACUCCUUGAGGCUAUGGGCGUCCAACGACGGUACCGGCAAUAAUCUCACUGAGGAUCAGUUGCAGCGAGAGGCCCAAAUCCUGAAAGAGAGGCUGAACAAGCUUGACUCUGCACUCGAGAAGGCAGUCUCGAACCUCAUGGGCGGAAUCGCCGACGAGCUGCAAGACAAGGUCUACGAUGUUUACCCAGCUGCCACAACGGCCGCGAAAUCACAGGCAGACGACACUGCUCGCAAGUGGGGGUCGCCUGUCAAUCGGGACAAUCGUGCGGCGGGAGGCCUCUACUGGGCAACGUACAAAGCUGUUGUACGCCGCGAAGGAUGCUUUACAAACGCUUGGGGCUGUCAUAACUUCAACGAGCAGCUAGUAGAGCCGGUCAUUCGCCACAUCGCUGGUCCUUGGGAAUCUGUUUUCAGCCGCAGAAUGCCAGGAAUUCUGAAUGGGCUUCCCCUUCACGUAGGCCAAAUGCUCAUGGCGUUCCACGAGGAAGUGGAACGUCGUGCAGUACGCAAUGGUGUCUCCACUGCUGCAUUCCAUAUGCUCAAGCAUCAGCUAGCCGGGUACAAGGAGACACUCAAAGAUGCAAUGAACGAGGCACGCGCCAAAAUCACCGAGAAGCAGCGAGAGAUUAAUCGAGAAUUCGAGCCUCAGAUCACCAAGCACAUGCUGGACAUCUACGAUGUCUGCGUGAGGGAGUCUGGGCCAGGUUCGUACGCGAGGAUGAGAGCUAACAUGGCCCGAUACAUCGAGGAAGAAAAGGAGUCGAUGUUCGAAGACGCCGUCGAGCAUGUUCGCCGGCUCAUCGAGAAGAUGUUGAAGGAGGUCAAAGAAGACAUGCUCACCAAGGUCGACGGAAUCUUCAUGUCCAUCGAAAGAGACUACACUGGCGUAGUCAUCGGUCAAGACAAGGGAGAGAAGACCGAGGUCCUCCCACGCGAUCAGCGUGCAUUGCGAAAAGCGGUGAUCAAAGUCGUCGAUGGGGCAGAACUGAUCUUCAAGCGAGCUGUGGGCCUUGAGCCUGACCCAGGUCCAGAGCCAGGACCAGACGCUAGAGUCAAGACCGAAGACUGUGAAGGCAAAGAAGGAGAGACCACGGGGCACGCGGAUGCUGCAACCCUAACGAAUGAGGCCGCAAAGAGCGCAUCACCAAAAUCCGGCGCAAUAAAGCUUGAGGAUGAGCCAGAAGCAGCUUCAAAUGAGGUCCCAACACCACCGAGCAUGCGUCCUUCGCCAGCUGCUCAUGAACAAGCGACAGUCCAAGCUCAAGCUCCGCCAGCUACAACAUCGGAGCCUUGGGGGUUCGAUGCGUUGAAUAAUGAUGUCGCUGCCAAUGGGUCUGUGAAUGUGCAGCAGUCCAUCGCUGCCCAAGCUGCUGGCGGUGUCAGACCUGCCGAGAAUGCAGUCAAGGAAGAAGCAGGUCCCUCUUGA
This is a messenger RNA of Exophiala xenobiotica, 4209 nucleotides long. RefSeq lists its product as uncharacterized. The transcript is spliced from 4 exons. The record is from RefSeq and is a predicted model, not a curated record. Bases 1 to 4209 code for a protein of 1402 amino acids. Lineage: Eukaryota; Fungi; Ascomycota; Eurotiomycetes; Chaetothyriales; Herpotrichiellaceae.